AUGGCAGAAGAAAGUGAAAGUAGGAAAAGUGACGACUACACUCUGCGAAUUGAAGCACAGGAAGCCUUGAAAGAAGUUUCUUUUGCGGUGUCACAUGUUGAAAUUUCCACCAAGUUACCUCAAGGGGCCGAUACAGUGCACUUAAACGUGAGAACCAAGGAGAAUGAUGCUUACUGUGUUGAACUCUCUGUUCAGGGAUUCCGGAUUGUUGGGAGAGCUUAUGAUGCCAUUGAUGAAACGGCCCAAGUGAAGCACUACGAGACCAUUUAUGCAUUACUGGACCAGGUUAGUCCUAAAUACAGAAACAGUUUUGGAGACACAUUACUGAGGAAACUUGAAAACCUACAACGGCAAGCGGAGAAUGAAGAGCCAUCCUGACAUCCUCUACUGUCUGCAGGGAAAUGGAGUGCUGUAUUUGUGCCUUAGUGACAGUGCCCUCAAUGUGUUGGCAUAAUCAAUGUGUAAUUCAAAUUGGUGCCUAGUUACCAGGAUUUUUUCUAUCAAUUUGCUUUUUAGUGCUUCCUUGACCGUUAGCUGUUGGUUCUUUAGUUGUUGUGAACAAUUGGACUAAGAUUGAUGAGGUAGACUAGUUUAGCCACUUUAAUAAUGGAUAUAUGACUUAUCUUAUACAAAUCAGUAUCAAUGUUACCUCUGUAUAAUUAGAAUUAUGCCCCUGCUGUUGAAGAUUAAGAGACAUGUUUUUAGUCCAUCUGUCUGCAACUCCGACAUCAUAGAUCUGCACUGAUCCAAAUUUAGACUUCUUUUUCAAUAAUUGAUGAACUGAAGAUCAGGUACAAGGAAUGGCAUGCUGAACUGAUUGAUUUCAGGUCACCAUGAAGGUCAAGGUCAAAGGUCAAGUUUGCCAACAGAGGGCUUAGACAAAACACAUUAAAGGACUGGUUUGCGACACAAAAUAUUUGAAAUGAUGAGGUUCUCUUGAACCUUGUGAAAAAUUUUCCCACAUGAUUAAAUGUUGGUUGACAAAGUACAUGUCUUACUAAGAAGUAGUCAACAUUUAUAUGUUCGACUUCAUCCCGUAGGCAUUGUGUGUGUGGGGGGGGGGGGGGGGGGGGGUCAUGGAGAACAUGCUUCUAUUUUGUACUUUCAUACUAGUAUGCAUCGUGCCUAUUUUCUCUCUGAACAUUAGUACUAAACCAGGCCCUGUAUUAAAGGCAAAAAAAAGUCUGUGUAAAACAUAAACUAUUUAUCAAAUACCAACUUCUAAAAUUUUAAUAGCAAAAAAAAGACCUCCUGUGAUACAGUGUAGACAGGCAUUAUAUCGGGGUAUUCUUGAACUAAGGGGCUUACAACACAAUGGAACCCUGUAGGUGGUCUCCCCCACCAGAGUGUUCAACUGGAUCCACCUGGAAUGUUUAGGUGGUCUCCCCCACCAGAGUGUUCAACUGGAUCCACCUGGAAUGUUUAGGUGGUCUCCCCCACCAGAUUGUGAAACUGGAUCCACCUGGAAUGUUUAGGUGGUCUCCCCCACCAGAUUGUGAAACUGGAUCCACCUGCAACCUGUAAAUUAUGAGUUCCAUACCCUUGUACCCUUAUCACCACCCACCCACCCCCACUGUAUACUGUUUAUGAACCCACCCACCCCCACUUUAUACGUUUAUGAUACCAUCUAUGCAUUUUGACCUCUGUAAAUUUUAAUCAGUAUUAUAAAUUAUAUUUGAAUGAUCUGUUCAUGUAAUGGGUAUAAUGUGUUCAUUUUUUUUUUUUUUUUUUUUUACAAGGAUGUAUUGUAAUACAUGUUUCAGUGAUGUGUGGUGCUUUAUUAAAGAUCAUUUCAUAACAUUCUCGUAUACAAUUCGGAAAAUGUUAUACAAGUUCUCCAAUUUUUAUUCUAGUUCCACAUUCAGAAAUUACUGAUGGAUGUAGAAAUUAAUUAAUGUAAAAUAUAGUUUGUUUUGAUAUUUGUAGGAAUUACUGUAGAAAAGAGGUAGUUCUGUGGCUGAAUUUUCUCAUGAAUUUUAAAUAAUAUGAUGAUUUUGUGUUAUAGAGCUCAUUGAAAUUUUAUAAUUUUCAAAUGCAAUGUGUUUAAAAUGGCAACACUGAUAACAUUAUGUAUGGGUCUUUUAUCAUGUGACAGAUUUUCAUUUGAAAUGCUGAAAGUGAAUAUUAAAAUAAAAAACAGAAGAACCAA
Molecule: messenger RNA, 2149 nt
Organism: Ostrea edulis (European flat oyster)
Lineage: Eukaryota; Metazoa; Mollusca; Bivalvia; Ostreida; Ostreidae
Product: GSK3B-interacting protein-like
Exons: 2
Coding region: 1-378 (125 amino acids)
Biological process (GO): regulation of canonical Wnt signaling pathway
Cellular component (GO): cytoplasm
Molecular function (GO): kinase regulator activity; protein kinase A binding
Source: RefSeq, a predicted model, not a curated record